This is a messenger RNA of Tachysurus vachellii, 1071 nucleotides long. Its product is annotated as dynein regulatory complex subunit 4-like. Gene Ontology annotation, molecular function: microtubule binding; small GTPase binding. The record is from RefSeq and is a predicted model, not a curated record. Gene Ontology annotation, biological process: flagellated sperm motility. Gene Ontology annotation, cellular component: motile cilium; microtubule; Golgi apparatus. The coding region runs from base 1 to 1071 and encodes 356 amino acids. Lineage: Eukaryota; Metazoa; Chordata; Actinopteri; Siluriformes; Bagridae. The transcript is spliced from 8 exons.
AUGUUUAAGCCUCCAAAAAAGACCGGCGGAAAGUCUGUGAAAGGAAAGGCUAUGACCGAAGUCAAUGGACCUUCUACAGACAACAUGUCAACUAAACAGCUGAAAGAACAGAUUAUCCAGCUGCGUGAGGAACUGGAGAAGGAGCGAAAAGAGCGCAAUUACUUCCAGCUUGAGAGAGAUAAAAUACAUACCUUCUGGGAGAUCACCAAAGAUCAACUAGAGGAGAAGAAAGCUGAACUUAGGAUGAAGGAGAUCGAAAUGGAAGAAGCUGAAGAGUGUCAUCAGGCUGAAAUCAAGUUGUUCAAUCAGAAGUUUAAACACUUGCAGUAUGGACAACAAACCCAUAUAACAAAACCUAAGGCAGAAGAAGUGAUUGCCACCAAACUCCAGGAGAAAAAGCAGAUAGACCUGGAGAAUGAGGUGCGGAGAAGAACGCGCGGACUGACAAUGUAUAUGCAAGAACAGAAGCUCUCCUAUGAGUACUACAUAAAUGACCUAAAACUGAGCCACGAUAAUGAAAUCACCAAGCUGUUAAGUAAAUUUGAGAAGAAAGUACAAGAAAUCGAGGCUGGAUAUGAGAGGAAGUUGAAAAAACAGCGAGAGGAGCAAGACCUGAAGUGCAAGACUGAGUGCCAUGAAAUCAUUCAAAGGAAAACCAUCCACUCCAACACACUGAUAAAGAACCACAACAAAGCGUUCACUGAUAUGAAGAACUAUUACAAUGAAGUGAAUCGUGUGAAUGUCGAGCAUAUCAGCUCACUUCAGAAGCAAGUGGAAGAGAUGAAGAAGACGGAGAAUAGGUUAAAGAGGGAGGUGGCUCAGGUGCGGGAGCAGAAUAAGCGAUUGGUUGAGCCGCUGAAGAAAGCCACGGAGGAAGCAUCCGAGCUAAAGAAGCAGUUCGCAAAAUAUAAUGUGAACAAAGCCAAACUAGCCGAAGUUACAACAAGUCUCAAAGUUGUGGAGAAAGAGCUGAGGAACCUGAAAUGGGAGCAAGUAGUGUUGGAGGAGGAAUUCAAUAGGGUGCAGCAGGAACGUGAUGAACUAUACGAGAAGUUCAACGAGAACUCUUAA